Molecule: messenger RNA, 1021 nt
Organism: Mesitornis unicolor (brown roatelo)
Lineage: Eukaryota; Metazoa; Chordata; Aves; Mesitornithiformes; Mesitornithidae
Gene: ARHGEF39
Product: Rho guanine nucleotide exchange factor (GEF) 39
Biological process (GO): positive regulation of cell migration
Cellular component (GO): plasma membrane
Molecular function (GO): guanyl-nucleotide exchange factor activity
Source: RefSeq, a predicted model, not a curated record
CAUUCACCUGCCUGGACAUCGGCCCUGAGCCUGCCAUGAGUGACUCAUGCCUGCCAUUUAUGGCUGGAGCCAACACUGUGGAAGAGCAGAGGGCUCGCUGGGAGAGAAAGCGCAGCCGGACUGCCAAGGAAUUGCUGGAAACCGAAUACAGAUACCUUGAGCAGCUGGAUUUGGUGGUCACAUUCUUUGUGAAAAUUUUAAAGGCCAAAGGGACGCUGAAACCUGCUGUGUUGGAAACUAUAUUUGGACCUGUGGAAUCCAUAUAUGCAGCCAGCCAUGUUCUGUCACUUCACCUGGAGAGAGGGGAUUUAGGACUGGGAUUGCAAAAUUUCUGUGAGAAUCUGGAGCUUUAUGGCCACUACACUGAGAAUUUGGAGCAUGCAAAUAAAACCUUGAAGGAGCAACUGAGGAAAAAUAAGUCAUUCCGACGGUUUAAGAAACUUCAGGAGACUCGACCUCAGUUUCAGGGCAGGAAGCUAGAGGAUCUGCUUCCUUUGCCCCUGCAGAGGCUGCACCAGUACAAGCAUUUCCUCAGAGACCUGCUGGAGAACACCAGCCCAGACAGUGCUGAGUACCAGAAACUUGCAAAGGCUGUGAAAUCUGUUUCUGAGGUAUCUCAGUGGGUCCAAGACAUCAUUUGUAAGAGGGAGAACUCAUUGCAGCUACUUCGGGUUCAGAAACUGCUCAAAGGACAGAAGACGCGGGUGUUGACUCCAGGGCGCUGGUAUAUCCGGGAAGGCUGGCUUCUGAUAGUGCCUUCAAAGGGAGAAGAACUGAAGCAUAGGAUGUUCUUCCUUUUUUCUGAUAUCUUGAUUGCGACAAAGCCCUGCCACCCACUGCACCGGCUGAACUCAAACACUGUCUACCCACUUCACCAGUGCACAGUGGAUAAAGUGUUCGGCCACACACAGAGCCAGGGAGGGCUCCUCAGUCUUUCCUUUCCACGCAAGACACUGCUGUUGAUGUCCAACAAUCAGCAAGAUAUUAAUGACUGGUACCAAAGUCUCACAGCUGCAGUCAA